Messenger RNA from Aureobasidium melanogenum CBS 110374, 1497 nucleotides. RefSeq names its product alpha arabinofuranosidase. Gene Ontology annotation, biological process: arabinan metabolic process; L-arabinose metabolic process; pectin catabolic process. The coding region runs from base 1 to 1497 and encodes 498 amino acids. NCBI's taxonomy places the organism in Eukaryota, Fungi, Ascomycota, Dothideomycetes, Dothideales, Saccotheciaceae. Gene Ontology annotation, molecular function: alpha-L-arabinofuranosidase activity. The transcript has a single exon. The record is from RefSeq and is a predicted model, not a curated record.
AUGCGUUCAAGGACGAACAUCGCUCUCGGCCUUGCUGCCACUGGCUCAUUAGUCGCCGCUGCUCCCUGCGAUAUUUACAAGAAUGGUGGUACUCCUUGCGUAGCUGCUCAUGGCACUACUCGUGCAUUGUAUGAUGCCUACACUGGUCCUCUCUACCAACUGAAGAGAGGCUCAGACGGUACUACAACCGACAUCUCUCCCUUGUCUGCCGGUGGUGUUGCCAAUGCCGCUGCUCAAGACUCUUUCUGCAAGGGUACUACCUGCCUCAUCAGUAUCAUCUACGAUCAGUCUGGCCGUGCAAACCAUCUUUAUCAGGCCCAGAAAGGUGCCUUUAGCGGGCCAGAUGUCAAUGGAAACGACAACUUGGCAGGUGCUAUUGGAGCCCCAGUAACUUUGAACGGCAAAAAGGCAUAUGGAGUCUUCAUCUCGCCUGGCACUGGUUACAGAAACGACGAAGUCAGCGGCACAGCCACUGGAAAUGAACCUGAGGGCAUGUAUGCUGUUCUCGACGGCACUCAUUACAACGAUGCUUGCUGUUUUGACUAUGGAAAUGCCGAGGUCAGCAACACAGACACUGGUAAUGGUCACAUGGAGGCCGUCUACUUUGGCAACAACACGGUCUGGGGCAGUGGCUCAGGCAGCGGUCCUUGGCUUAUGGCCGAUCUUGAGAACGGUCUGUUCUCUGGCCAGGGUACGAAGCAAAACGCUGCAGACCCUUCGAUCUCCAACAGAUUCUUCACUGGAAUGGUCAAGGGAGAACCUAACCAGUGGGCGCUUCGUGGUGGUAAUGCUGCGUCGGGUUCUUUGUCGACAUACUACAGUGGCGCUCGUCCCACCGUUGGCGGUUACAACCCCAUGAGUCUCGAGGGCGCCAUCAUUCUUGGUAUUGGAGGCGAUAACAGCAAUGGCGCUCAGGGUACUUUUUACGAGGGAGUUAUGACUUCAGGUUACCCAUCUGACGCCACUGAAGCCUCGGUGCAGGCCAACAUUGUGGCUGCGAAGUACGCUACUACCUCCUUGAACACAGCACCACUCACUGUGGGCAACAAGAUUUCAAUCAAGGUGACGACCCCCGGCUACGACACUCGCUACCUUGCCCACACCGGAGCCACGGUCAACACACAGGUUGUUUCGUCGUCUAGCGCUACUAGCCUCAAGCAACAAGCCAGCUGGACUGUUCGUACCGGCCUCGGUAACAGUGGCUGCUACUCUUUCGAGUCGGUCGACACACCUGGAAGCUUCAUCAGGCACUAUAACUUCCAGCUGCAGCUCAACGCGAACGACAAUACCAAGGCUUUCAAGGAGGACGCAACAUUCUGCUCGCAGACCGGACUCGUCACUGGCAACACUUUCAACUCGUGGAGCUACCCUGCCAAGUUCAUCCGUCACUACAACAAUGUUGGAUACAUUGCCAGCAACGGAGGUGUUCACGACUUUGACUCUGCUACAGGCUUCAACAACGAUGUCAGCUUUUUGGUUGGAAGCAGCUUUGCUUAG